Messenger RNA from Brassica napus (rape), 2329 nucleotides. RefSeq names its product precursor of CEP6. Lineage: Eukaryota; Viridiplantae; Streptophyta; Magnoliopsida; Brassicales; Brassicaceae. Gene Ontology annotation, molecular function: hormone activity. Gene Ontology annotation, biological process: root development; regulation of root development; regulation of leaf morphogenesis. Bases 1813 to 2118 code for a protein of 101 amino acids. The record is from RefSeq and is a predicted model, not a curated record. The transcript has a single exon. Gene Ontology annotation, cellular component: extracellular region.
GUUUUUGGUACAUAGAUUUUGAGAAUCUUAUGACUAUAUGUGAUAUUUUUAAAGUUGAGUGUUAUGAGUAAAACUAUAGAAUUUAUGUCCCAAUAACAAAAGAGUUUAAUAUAAUUACAAAGUCAAUAAAACUAAACUUUUUGAAUAACAUAAGAUUUUCAUAGAAUUUAAAAGUCUAGAAACCAAUAACAAAGGUUUCUAAUAAGAUUUUAAGAAUUCAUUAACCAAUAACAAUAAAAUCUCUAAAUUUUAAAAUUCCUUCAAAAUUUAACUCCCAAUAACCCCCUUUAAUCUAACUUUAUUUGUUUUUACCUAUUCAUCUGGAAGAAACAACCCGUUCUCAAGAAAAGAAAACAACUCGAUCGUUCUUGAGCUUCGUUAGAAAACAACAAUAACAAAUAAGAGAUUAAUUACUACAUUCAGAGAAACAAAGUUAUACAACAUAAUUAACGGUUCUAGAAGGCAAAUUAGAAAAUACGAAAGAAUAUUGGUACAUGUAAUGAUUACAAUUAUUUUUUUGUACGAACAUUUUAUAAAUAUGACUUGAUGGUAGCCAACCCUUUUGGUAGUGGAGAAGAUCUUGUAGUUGUGAGUGGAGUGUCCUAAUUUAAAAUAUACUUUAGGAGUCAAGAAUGUGAUCAUAUACCCACAGGGAAUCUCAACAAAUGCAAAAUUUUAGUAUAUAUAACAAAAUAUUAAUUGAAAACGUAUCUUAAAAUAAUUUCUCAGGCCAUCUUUUUCUAAAGAAAUAAAGAUAAAACUAGUGAAGUCUCUUGAAAAAAUUAACUAAACGAAAGAUUUAAGAAAGAGAGGCAUUCCAGUUCCCAACAACCAUGCUAUAUAACUUUUUGUUGAUUAUAUACAUCUAUAAAUAAAACAGGAUUUCUUUCAAGAUUUGUACCAUAUUUUUAAAAGUCUAAAGUAUAUAUAAUUUUCUUGUAUAUAUUAUCUAUAAGGAGAUGGCCAGAUGGGAGAGGGCCAUUCAAGCAUCAGUGCCUUUCUAUGGUGAGGGAAGGGCGGCUUUUGUGGAAACUUAGUUACCCUUUGGCAUUUUAUAAACAAUUUAUUUUCAGGGCUAGAGAUAAUCGUUAUCGAAUUUUUUUUUAUAUUAUCAAACCUUGGUUAGUCCUGACUCCUGACUGGAGCAGAUAAAAUGGUUUCCCCUUCAUUUUUUUUUUGGUUUCCCCUACGUGCUUACAGUUUUUUCUCAGUUUACAACUUAGGAAAAUGUAGUGUUUUAUAUGAACACAUAGUUAAUAUCUUUGUUAUCACCAGCAAUGUUGAUCACCAGCUAUGUUUUAUUUCCACUGAAAAAUUACAAAAGGUAUACAAGUAUGAGAGAUUCAGGACAUCUGCACGCUUAGAUUGUGUCAUAUUAAAUUAUAUUUGAUUUGUUUACUAUAAGAUAAUAGCAACAAACUAAACUUAUAAAAAUUUAAAGCUGAUUUAUAUUGGUGAUGAUUGAAACCGACGUUUCUGAUAUUAGAUGUACCUUAAAAGAUACCAAGGGUCCAUCAUAUCGUUUGUUUACUAAAGCAUAUAUAUGUUUAAUACUACUAUUACACCUUUUUUUUAUAAUUUACACUAUGGAUUUUCUUAUACUACGGAAAAUUGAUACUUGAACGGUCCAAGUUAAAUCACUGGGCUCAUUGUUCCACUUCCACUCAUAUUACACUUAUAAAACGAUCGCUCUUUCAAGUAACUUAAAAACAUAAGCCAAAGUCGGGUGAUCUCUUUUGUCAAAAAAAGUCGUGUGAUCUCAAGCGUCUUCUCUCAUAAACCUAGAAACUAAUCCCAGACAUAAAAAAUAACAUGAAACUCUCAGCUUAUAUCAUUCAUACCAUUCUCUUCAUGUCAGUUGUAUUUGAUAAAAUACAAUACAAUGAGGCAAGACAGUUGCAAACAGACGGUAAAGAUCGUGAUCAUCAAUUCACGGCCGGUUACACUGAUGAUUUCGGGCCUACUUCACCAGGUAAUAGUCCGGGCAUUGGUCAUAAGAUGAAGGAGAGUAAUGAUACUGUUGAAGGGCUUAAAGAUGACUUCAUGAAGCCUACAGCGACACCAGGACAUAGUUCCGACGUUGGACAUGCUGUCAAGAACAGUGAGCCUAAGGCUUAAAAAGAUUCAUAUACUUUAGGGUACUGCUUAGUUGCUUUUACUAAAUUACUAUGUAUCCUUUAAGAAAAAAAGAAUUACAAUGUAUCUAAAUUAUUGUGUUAAGUGUAAUUUCAAUUUAGUCUACGUAGUUUAUGAUAUGUCAUUCGUAAGUUGGUUGACUAUGAGUUAUUAGUUCAUUAAUAAAGUUAAAUACGAUUUGUGUUUUAAUUCA